GAUUGGCUGAGGGGUCGGCGGCCGUUGGGGCGGGAAAACACUGCCUGGAGAGACGGCUCGAGGCCGUGGUGCAAAUUGGGUUUUCCUCAGACUUGAGGAGAAGACAAAACACCAGGGGGUCGAAGACUCCAGUGUGUGGCAAAAGGCUCUGGAGAGAAGCUAAGUGGGUCCAUAUAUGGGUCCAGUGAGACGUGUGGGGGUCCAAAAAGGCUUUUGAAAAUGAACAGAGCUGUGAGGCCCAGAUUGGCUUCCCUCAGUGACUUUCAGUUUGGAGCUGCCGCCACGGAGACCAUAGAAGACGCGCUGUUGCACUUGGCCCAGCAGAAUGAGCAAGCGGUGCUGGAGGCUGCCGGCCGGAUGGGCAGCUUUAGGGACACCCGGAUUGUGGAGUUUGUUUUUCUCCUGUCUGAACAAUGGUGUCUGGAGAAAUCCGUGAGCUACCAAGCUGUAGAAAUCCUAGAAAGUUUUAUGGUUCAGCAGACAGAGACUAUCUGCAGGCAAGCCGCACUCCAGCCAAGAGAUAAGGCAGAACUUCAGAACUGGAGGGCCCUGAAAGAGCAGCUUUGCGACAAGUUUAUCCUGCGUCUCGUGUCAUGCGUUCAGCUGGCAAGCAAGCUCUCCUUCCACUACAAAAUCAUCAGCAACGUUACUGCAUUGAAUUUCCUCCAGGCUCUAGGGUAUCUCCACACUAAAGAAGAACUUUUGGAGUCAGAGCUUGAUGUUUUGAAGUCCCUGAACUUCCAAAUCAAUCUGCCUACUCCCUUGGCCUAUGUGGAGAUGCUCCUGGAGGUUUUAGGAUACAAUGGCUGUUUGGUCCCAGCCACACGGUUGCAUGCAACUUGUCUAACCCUGCUCGACCUGGUUUAUCUUCUGCAUGAACCCAUAUAUGAGAGUCUGCUGAGGGCUUCAAUUGAGAACUCCACGCCCAGUCAGCUGCAAGGGGAAAAGUUUACUUCAGUGAAGGAAGACUUCAUGCUGCUGGCGGUAGGAGUCAUUGCAGCAAGUGCUUUCAUCCAAAACCAUGAGUGCUGGAGCCAGGGACCAGGUGGUCAUAUUCUCUCCAGCAGCAACAUUGGACCAGUCUUUGCCUAUCGGUGUCAGGUUCAUUGAGCACUGGGAGGAUACUGACCUGUAGGGAAGACAAAAACGGGUCUCGCCUUUCUCAACCUCCUCUUUGAACUGCUGCACACAGUCCAGGAAAGCCACCAUUGCAUGGUCAAACUUGUUGUCCCAGAAAAACCGCAACCCUCCGGAACAGUAUAAUGGCAGCUCCUGCCCAGGAAGAGAGAACUGGCUGUGGGUGUGGCAUCACCAGAUAACCAGAGACUGCACCCCAUCCUACCAAUCUCCCAAGUCAUGGUCUGUUUGUAAACAGUAACUCUGGCAAAUAACAACGCAUCUGGACCUGUUUCACCAUCGAUGGGACUGUAUUACACCUCUACCUCACGGUGACCCCUUCCCCAUCUCAGCACACACAUUCUCCUCUGAUCUGCCCAUAGUCUUCUGGACAAACUGUGAAAACCUAAUUUUUUUCUCUACAGGUGCAAAAGAGUUAAUCCUAAACUAGACAAGACAGUGAACAAGAAAUUGGUUCCUCGUGAGACAGCUCAGCCUAAGAAAACUGUUUCAUUAGCAGGGACAAGAAUUCUACAUCCCGGUGGAAAUGGAGCUGCCAGAAUACCUUGGAUUUGUCUGUCAGAGACUCCAAAUAUGAAUGGUUUCCAUAGGGAACAAGUCGAUACCUAGAAAGGAGAUGCAGACAGAGAUGGACAGGUCUCCCUCUAAAGCGAUUACUGGAGUGUUAAAAUCCAGUGAUCUGUCUCCAUCCCACAAGGGACUUCUUUUAUUAUUCCCACCCCUCUCCCUCACCUCCCACAGGUUCCACGUUUAAAUGAUUUUGUUUUCUGAACAAACUACAUUUAUUAUAGUUGUUUGGGGGCCUUUUAUGGGCAAAUGGAUGUUUUAAAUUUAAAAACAAAAACUGAAAAGAGCCUGAGGAACACUGAAAUUCUGGAGGCAGGAGGUGGGGGCCGCAGGCGUGGCCAUGUGGCUCGAGGACUACUCCGUCCAUGAACCCUGUGUUGGAGUGUGAAACCAGAGGCAGACAACACACAGAAAACUCCUAGUCUGUCGGGAGCAAAAACUCAUGGCCGAGGGGAAAGCAGUAGCAGGUUGAAGAUACAAAUCACAUCAAAGACACACCAUACUCCCAUAGAAAGGGCUGCAUUUUUACCUCUGGAAUUUGAGACCCAUCUUAUUGGCCAGGGCAUGGAGCAGCAGCACUGUCUGGCCCCAGGCUGCAUUAAUCUCAUUCCAUUCCACAGGAACACUGGGCAGACGGCCCAGUCUGAAGUUAUUGAUUGUGCCAAAUUGUCCACUAUGCCUACAGAGGAAGGCAGAAGGGCAGAGAAAACACAGGGAGAACUUAAAACUAAGAAACUCCUAAAACUUCCUAUUCUCAUCCAAAACCUAGCAUAAUCUCAUCUCCAGACGAAUACAUCUAAGCUCUUCUUGGUUCUUCAAACACAUAUCAAAAACGAAGCCCUCCUCUUCCCACCUGCUCCUCAGAGGUCAAAGCAGAAAUUCGGUGUCAUCCUUGAGCAUCUCAUCUCCCUUCCCCCCAGAAACAACUAAGCUCUGUUGAUUCUAUCUCCUAAACCUGUCCACUUCUCUCUGCUGAUUCCAUCUCCUAAAGCUGUCUACUCCCCUACCUCAAUGCCAGUACUCUUUUUCCUGUUUGGGUUCCUACUGACAAGUCUCCUUACCAAUGACACUGCCCUCCUCCCCAAGUCAUUCCCCACACUGCAGGUUCAUUACUCACAAAUGCAAAUAUACUUUCCUGCCCCAAACGCUUUAUCCAACUUCUUUUGAAUAAAGUCCAAAUCCCUCAAUGAGGCCGACAUGAUCCUUUAGGAACUGAUAACUCUCCACUUUAUAUCCUGUCACUCUCCCCUUUACAAUCUGAGUCACAACAGCUCCUUUCAGAGCUCUGAAUGCACCACUCCCACUUUCCCCUGUUUCUUUGCACAUAAUGUUCUCUCUGCCAGGAACAACCCCCCUCCUCUGCAGACUUCCACUUCCAGUCUCAGCUUAAACAUCAACCUCUUCUGGGAAAACUUUCCAUGCAGCCUUCCCAUGUUAGGUAAAGUGCCCUUAUGUGUUCUCACAGCACCACAGGUUUGUCCUUAUCACACUGUGUUACUUAUUUAUCCAUCCGGUCCACUAAAUUAUAAGCAGAAGGCAGAACACAUAAUCUUUGCUAUUGCACUUCUAGUGCUUAGCACAGUGCCUACCACUAGUAUCUUAAAAGAUACUAGUUAAAUGAACACGACUUUCAAAUAAACUAAUAAAUACAUGAUCCUGGAGAUAAGAAAUCAGUGCCAGAGGACCAGGUCUUCAUGCAGCGGAAGGCCAGAUCUUUCCCUUUCCUUGGAGGAGUGGAUGUCACCAAACUCUAGAAUUCCAGCCCCCUGACUAUGUUUUUCCCCUCACAAGGAAUGAAAGAUACCAGGAUGGGGUGAAGAUGACAUGCAGUCCAUUUCAUGGGAGAUGGGUCCCCUGGCUUAGUGGUCACAGCUAAGGUCCUGCUAUCUAGUGCUUCCCAGUUCCCAGAUGCUCCUCGCCCUCCAGCCUGUAUUACCAGAUGUGGAAGGUUGCAUUAAAGACAUUGGUUUUCUUCAAUUUUUCCAGUUGCAUCUGGGCAUAACGCAUCUGGUUUUCUACACUCUUCAGUUCAUCAUCCAGUUCCAGCUGUUGUCGUUUAAAUUCACUGUACUCCCUC
This is a messenger RNA of Talpa occidentalis (Iberian mole), 3781 nucleotides long. RefSeq names its product cyclin N-terminal domain containing 1 (gene CNTD1). The record is from RefSeq and is a predicted model, not a curated record. Bases 220 to 1110 code for a protein of 296 amino acids. The transcript has 8 exons. NCBI's taxonomy places the organism in Eukaryota, Metazoa, Chordata, Mammalia, Eulipotyphla, Talpidae. Gene Ontology annotation, biological process: reciprocal meiotic recombination. Gene Ontology annotation, cellular component: site of double-strand break.